Messenger RNA from Alternaria rosae, 1925 nucleotides. Its product is annotated as geranylgeranyl pyrophosphate synthetase. Gene Ontology annotation, biological process: isoprenoid biosynthetic process. Lineage: Eukaryota; Fungi; Ascomycota; Dothideomycetes; Pleosporales; Pleosporaceae. The coding region runs from base 391 to 1722 and encodes 443 amino acids. The transcript has 3 exons. The record is from RefSeq and is a predicted model, not a curated record. Gene Ontology annotation, molecular function: prenyltransferase activity.
AUUUGAUGGAGAGCUCGGUAUGUUAAUGAUGCGCAGCAAAAAGGGCCUUGUGCCUGCCAUCACGCGGCCAACUCCCCGACUAUCUUCUCCAACCUCCCCCUUAGCUUUGCGCCAGAGGCCGCCAUAGAGAGAAGACGCGACCCGAGGACUCCGCACUGGGCUUCCAAGAGGUUGUUGCGCCGCUUUUCCGCCCCGUCCUCGCAGCGCAUCCUGCAGCCUCAGAGUAACGUCUACGAGGGUAACCCCAUCUGUUCACAGCAGCCGUCAUUGCAUUGUCACGAGCCUCGGCGCCGCGUGCCCGCCAGGCACCUCAACCAAGGUAGAGGAGGGUCGCGUAGUGGUGUGCGCCUUGUAUAAACACCGUCCGGCACCUCCGCGCUCCUCUCCAUCAUGCCGGCCACUUCCCCAAACCACCCUUUCGCCUCGCCCAACGCCAUCCCGCCCCGCACAAGCUCCACGGGCAUCCUCAACUUGAACGCGAGCAUCGCCAAGCAACCUUCCAGAACGAGUGUGCUGCGUCCGUUGAGCGAGAUUGAUUGGCUCGGCCAGAGCAAGAAAAGCAAGACGAGCCAUCCGGCGGAUCCUUUGAACGCGCCUGCCGAAAACGUGUCUAUGCAACAACCUCGGCCGCAGACCAUGGCCGCGCAGUUGAACUCGCCGCCCCGCACCGAGCACACCGACAUGGACUCGCCCAUGGACAACACGCAAGCCGGCGCAGACCUCGAAGCCAGCACAAACUACCCAACGCCGCUGUCACCACCCGCUGAACAUGCGAAAGAUAUUGGCGAGGAGCUCAUAUACGGAAAUGGGGUUGCGUGGACAGAGAGCAAGGAGCGCAUAUUACUGGGGCCCUACGACUACCUGUAUGGACACCCCGGCAAGGACAUACGGAGUCAGUGCAUCGCAGCCUUCAAUCUGUGGUUGAAAGUGCCACCAGAGAGACUCGAGAUUAUCACAAAAGUGGUGGGCAUGCUGCAUACCGCGAGCUUACUCGUCGACGAUGUAGAAGACUCCUCCAUCCUCCGCCGCGGCAUCCCAGUCGCCCACUCCAUCUUCGGCACCCCGCAAACGAUCAACUCGGCCAACUACGUCUACUUCCGCGCCCUUUCCCUUCUCCUGUCCAUGAACAACCCCAAACUCAUCGAGAUCUUUACAGAAGAGCUGUUGAACCUGCACCGCGGACAGGGCAUGGAUCUAUACUGGAGGGACACCCUGACAUGUCCGAGUGAAGCAGACUACCUAGAGAUGGUAGGAAACAAAACUGGGGGUUUAUUCAGACUCGCGAUCAAGCUCAUGCAAGCCGAGUCGCAUACAGAUAUUGACUGCACUCCCCUCGUCUCCACAAUAGGCCUACUCUUCCAAAUCCUAGACGACCACCUCAACCUCUCCCCUACAUCAGGCUAUACAACCCUCAAAGGCCUCUGCGAAGACCUCACAGAAGGCAAAUUCAGCUUCCCCGUUAUCCACGCCAUCCGCGCCGAUCCAAGCAACCAGAUCUUGAUCAACAUCCUCAAACAGAAGACUACGGAUGAAGAGGUUAAGCGGUAUGCGCUUAGAUACAUGGAGAGUAAGGGCAGCUUUGAAUACAGUAAGGGUGUUAUUGAGGAGUUGAGGGGGAAGACGGAGGAGCAUGUCAGGAGGGUGGAGAUGGAGUUGGGGGUGGAUGGCAAGGAAGGGGCGGAUGCUUUGAGGGUUAUGUUGGAGAGGUUGGUGCUCAAGUGAGGGAGGUGGAUAUAAUGUCGGCAUGUCAUGUUUUACGAAGCUCACGUUUCAUGAUGGUUGGUUCGUCUGUACGUGUCUUGUCUGUCUAUUUGUUGGGAGAUCGACGGCUUAAUACCCAAUGCCUGUGAAUUUGCAUACAUAUGUACUAAUGGGUUGUGGCUGUAAGAAGUAGUGUACGAUUGUGAAUGUGUAUAGUGAAACAC